UCCACUCGGCUCUAUUGUCUCUUUGGCCGCGGAUCAUGAACCUUUUCUGCUUCACACUGGAUGGCUCCACAGAAAGCAUGUACGAGCCGCCCUACGGGCCAUCACUCAAGGAGCCACCCCCCAAGUACCCGUGCAGCCCUUCUCUUCAGAGGUGUAAGCUCGGAUGGGGCGGCUCAGAUCCAGCCAUCAGUUCUGGCCUAACUCAGGCUACAACAAAAAUGAAGAGGAAUAACAGAAGGUCAUGUUUGCCAACAUUACCCUCGAAAGAUGACACAAUAGACAAAGACAGUGACUACACCUGCUGGAUGUCAAGAAGAAAGAACUUUUCUCAUCAUCUGAGAGAGAUGUGUAAAGCUCCACGUCAGAGCAGCCCGUUGACACGAGACGACGGAGCAGAGGAGCCGAACUCUGACAGGACACGGACAGAUCUACCAGCUCAGGGCGUUGAAACUUCGGGAUCAAAAUACACAACAGAAAGACAAAAUAAGUCACAGAACCUGGUGCCAACAAAUAAGGCCCAUCAGGACGGAGCCGGUCGUGGGAAAAGGGCCACGGAGAAUAAGGAUCAAUUGGCCGAUGUGUUGAGUAACAACAAUCCGGUGCUAACCUGCAUCGGCCUGGGGAGGAGAGCAGAGAACAAGCCCCCGCUGAAGACUCCAUCACCACAGCGGCACCAGCGGCCGACCAGAGAUGUCCAUGACGCUACAGAAGAGGAAGGGCUUUGUUCGUAUCUAGGAAGUGAUCAGUGGAGCCCCUUUGAGUGUCCACAGCCCUGGACUCCCCUCUACCACACCUGCCGCCAACCUCCACACCAGACGCCGCUGGCCGGUGGGACCUUGUCGCUGCACCGGACCCCAGAGUGGGAUCGCUUUGAGAGUUUGAUCCAGGAACUGGACAGCAAACAGUGUGAUCUGUCUCCUUCAGAAAGGGUCAGCUCCUUCACAGAUGUGCCGCUACCUCACAACACAUUAACUAGAUUGGGGGGAUCUGACGCCUCCGGCCUGCCUUCGCCUCCAAUAAAACCAUCGGAUAAAGGAAGCGCUCUGCUAAAGCAGGGGGGGAAAAGCGACCCAACCAAACCGAGGCUGCAGAGGAGGGAGACGGGGACCUCACCACAAAGUGACAGGAAGCAGGUGGAAGCCUCACCUGAGAAACCGCUGACAGCCAUCACUACACAGAAAGAUGGAGCACAGAAGAAGGAAGCUUGUAGGCGACCAUUUCGUAAGGGACACGGGCUGUCCAGCAACUCCCUGGAAAGCCUCUACAGCCUCAACAGUGGACAAAGCUCCUCAAGUGGAAUCACCAGUGGGUCAGGCUGCUCCAGUAACAGAGACAGUCUGAGGAUGGAGGAGGAUCUGUUGUACACAAGACCGCUCUGUGUCAGAGCAAAAGUCCACACAGACUUCAUGCCAAGUCCAUAUGACACAGAAUCACUUAAACUCAAGGUGGGAGAUGUGAUUGACAUCAUUGCCAAGCCCUCCAUGGGAAUAUGGACCGGCAUGCUGAAUGGCAAAACAGGAAAUUUCAAGUUCAUUUAUGUGGAUGUGCUAACAGAGGAGAGUCCUCAAACCUGCAGCGUGAAGCAGAAAUCAACUGUCAAGGAAUUUCUGAAGCGUCUCAGUUUGGAGGAGCAUUUCUCCUCUCUCCAGCUGAAUGGUUUCCAAACUGUGGAUGACUUGAUGAGGCUGAAGGAGCAUCACCUGACGGAGCUGAAUGUGACUGACCCAGAGCACAGGCUUCGUCUGCUCAGCGCUGUCCGCUCCCUGCAGAAACUGCGCACUGACAGUCAGCCGGAGAACGUGUCCAACCAGGGGGCCGAGACGUCUGUUGAAAACAUGAAUGCGCAUAGGAAGAACUGCCCGAGAGACUCUGGCUGCCACAUGCCAUCUGACAGCCCCGACAUCAGCACAGAGGACACAGAGCUGCAUUUGGUCUCUGAGUACUCGCCACAAGCGAAGACGGCCGCUUUAUGAGAAUAAUCAGUCUUCUGUUUGUUAUUUAUGCUGGU
Molecule: messenger RNA, 2008 nt
Organism: Pungitius pungitius (ninespine stickleback)
Lineage: Eukaryota; Metazoa; Chordata; Actinopteri; Perciformes; Gasterosteidae
Gene: samsn1b
Product: SAM domain, SH3 domain and nuclear localisation signals 1b
Exons: 15
Coding region: 36-1973 (645 amino acids)
Molecular function (GO): protein binding
Source: RefSeq, a predicted model, not a curated record